GGCAGGAGGCUGGCAGCUGGCUCGGGAUGCAUCCGUCCCCCGGUGCUGCUUGAGAUGAGGACGACACGACGACGGCUGGCUCUGGGCUGAAACGGCGUCGUUUCCAUCCGUUUGGUUGACUGAUCCCGGUGCAGAUUUGAGCCGAAAUCCGCGGAGGAGAUCCAGGCUUUGGCCAUACUGUCUGUCUGCUGUCAACUGUUGCUUAUUUACACUAAAUGAAUCUUGUAAGGUUUAUGAACAAUCGUGUUCCUCCGAAUAAGAGAUACCAGCCCACAGAGUAUGAGCAUGCUGCCAACUGUGCUACGCAUGCGUUAUGGAUAAUCCCCAGCCUGCUGGGCAGCUCCGUGUUGCACUUCCAUUCGGAGGACCAAUGGGAGCGAGUGUCAGCCUGGGUGUAUGGGGCAGGGCUCAGCUCGCUCUUCAUCAUCUCCACCCUGUUCCACACUGUGGCCUGGAAGAAGAGCCACCUACGAUCUGUGGAGCAGUGUUUCCACAUGUGUGACAGGAUGGUGAUCUAUUUCUUCAUUGCUGCAUCCUACGCCCCGUGGCUGAAUCUCCGAGAGCUGGGCCCAUGGGCCUGUCACAUGCGCUGGCUGGUAUGGGUCAUGGCCUCUUUUGGAACCACCUAUGUCUUCUUUUUCCAUGAGAGGUAUAAGAUAAUGGAGCUGAUCUGCUACACGGUGAUGGGGGUUUUUCCUGCCUUGGUCAUCCUCUCCAUGCCAGAGCAGUCCGGGCUAUGUGAGCUGCUGGUGGGUGGAGCCUGCUACUGUCUUGGGAUGGUUUUCUUCAAAAGUGAUGGUAUCGUCCCAUUCGCUCAUGCUAUCUGGCACCUGUUUGUGGCGAUGGGAGCAGCCAUACAUUACUACGCCAUCUGGAAGUACCUGUAUGCCCAGCCGUCCAAUCAGGUCCAGACCUCCAGAUGACAUCAGCACUGACAUCACAGGAGGUGCCUCCUGUGCUUGGGUGACUUCGAGGAGGUGGAAUGGGAUGUGUCUCAGUUCAGGGGCUGCUUCCUUUAGAGAACUGAAGACCAGUGGGCUGAUCCUCCUCCUCAUAGACAGAGACAGAUGGUGCAUUCAGGUGAUCCGCACAACCUCGUAAAUUGUAUGUUUACAUUUUUAUCAGCAGGAAAUUGUCCCCAGACACUUCAGAAACUUUGGUAAAACUCAGGCAGGUUUGACAAAACCCAAAUUUACAGUUGAAAUUUGAGUUUUAUGUUUUAAGAAUAUGAUGGAACUGCAGUUUUACUGGGUUCAUGGAAAAUGUAUCCAUUUGUUUUCAUCUAUACCAUCCUGUGAUUCCCGUCAUAUCCAGGUCAACAGUCAACAGUGUUGAAUCAAAUACCUGUUACACAUGAUGUGAUUGUAUUAUAUUUCCUGACUUUAUGAGUUGAUGAAGACAUCUGAGAACUUCAGAAAGACCUACAUAUACUAGAUUUUAUGAAAAUUUUAAAGCAAAAACAAAGAUGUUUUUCACAUCAGGACUAAAUGAAAGCUGCUUUUGGAGGAGACCUUUUAUUAAGUUAUCCCUGUUGGCCCACUGGGUUGAAUCUGCACUUUAAAGGAUGCAGCCUGUGAACUGGGACAUAGCUGUUUUUUUUUGUUUUUUUAAAAUUUCGGUUCAUUUCAAGUUAUCUUUUGCAGUAGUGCUGGUUUUUGUUUUUGAUAAUCAGGGGUAAAAUGGAGAUUUCUCUCUAUGUGGUGCACAUUCAGAUUCAGUGUUCAGAAGCUGAAUUGAGGGCAUUGUCUUAUUGUCAAAAAGAAGACAAUGUUUACAAUUAGCUGUCCUCAUGAUCAUUAUUACUUUUAACAGAUGAUUUUAAAAGUACAAUAUGUAAAAUAAGUGAAGAUUUUACACAUAAGUUCCACUGUAUGAAUGGAUCAUAGCAAACCUUAAAAAAUGAGGAAGUGUGACAGGUUUAAAUAAGCAGGUUAAGGUAGUUAAUAGGUCAGUAUCUAUGUUCGUAGUGUUCAUGGUUUGUGAGAAAUGGGUUCAAUAUUUACUGAAAUGACUUGAAUGAAAUAAUUGAUCAUUAUCUGUGAUCGUGUUCACACCUCAUUGGAACAAACAGGAAUCUGGGUUAGUCUACUAAAGGGGUGGGAAAGCAAAGAAUCCUAAGUGACAUUGAAAAACAAAAUCAUUAUUCAGUGGACCAUCUUUUUCUUACAAAAGGAGUCCACUAACAUCAACAAACGACAGACAACCACACAAACCUGAGUUAAACUUAAAUCUUACAUAUUGUACCUUUACAAUAUUGAUAGUGUCAUAUACAGAAAGUGUUGUUUUGGAUUGAUUAUGGUUAGGAAGUUGCAACAUCAGUAAUUUACUAUUCUAAUUCUGAGUGCUAAAUAGUAUUAUCACUGUUGUUGUUAUUAGUUGUGCUAUCUACACUGUAGUACACUAUAUGGUUUAAAAAACGGUUGCUUCAGUCAGUGUUUUACUGUGAUUUGCAGAUCAAGCAUGACUGUAGAAUUAUUUUUCUUCCUCUUUUAAUAUUGAACAUACAAAUAUUCAUGGAUUUAGUCUUGAUGACUUCACCUGCGUGCUUCCACUUUUAUUAGAAAAAGUAGGUCAAGCAUUAUUACUGAAUUCUAAUAGUUUACUGUUGUUAGUUUUAGUAACUGAAGAUGUCAUCAGUGCCAUUUAUACAGUAUAUAUAUAUAUAUAAAUAUAUAUCUACAUACAUAUAUUUAUCAAUGAUAUAUAUGUUGAACUCAUCUAUAUUUUCUUCUACUGUGUUUACAGUGUUAGCUAAAUGCCAUUAUCUAAACCAUCGCCUUUGUAAAUGAAUGAGAUCCAUUUUAAUAGUCUGUUAAAGCUACAUGUUUGAACCUCAGAGGGGAAAACCACUGUCUGAUUCAGCACUGCCACAAGACUGAUUUACUGCCACAACUGAUAGCACACUACUACCAUACACGUCUCACACUUGAAAGGAAACUGAAGCUAUAGUAUUGUUGAACAAUCUGACCCAAUAUUAAGGCAUCUCAGGUGUGUGUGUGCGUAUGUGUGUAUAUGUGUGUUUGUACGUAUCCUAUACUCUCUGACUCCCAUGAAUCCAAAGCCUCUGAUCGGCUGAGUCUAUGUUUACACGUGAACGCAUGUACCUUGAACACAUAAAAAAAUAUAUUUGAAAUAUGUAUGUACUCUCUUAGUGUUAAACUGUAUGUCGUGGCACACAGUAUAUUGGACAGCUUGUGUAAUAUGAUACAUGUGGCUUGAUGGCCAAAAGGUCAAACUUCAUGUCUUGAAUCGCUGCUCCUGUUUUACAUCUAUGAACUGCUGUCUGUCUCUCAGGAUCUGGAUCAUUAUGGGCCUAUGAGCCUGUGAAGCCACAUUCAAGGACCACUAAAGCCGCUCUGGUUGUUUGGGUGCCAGCAGCAGCUACAAAAGAAAAAAAAAAAAAAAAAAAGAUCGAAUAGCUGUGAAGCUGCUUUCACUUGCUUAUUUACACAUUUCCAAAUAGGGUAGGAAUUCUAAAAGUUUUCUGCAAGCUUUACAUAUAGGUAAUGUUUAUAAAAUAGCUGAACAGGAAACAGCUUCCAUGCAGUUACAAAAAAUAGUAGCAGCAGAUGUGUUUAUAGAUAAUAACAAAUUAGUAUGGAAUCACAUUUAUGUCAGUAUUAACAAACAAAAUUAUUGAAAUAUCAAACAAAAGUAUGUAAAUGUUUUGUUUUUUUUUUUAGAUAGAAUAAAGUGAAGAAUAAUGUGUGGGUCAAACAUACACAGAAAGAGAAAGGAUAGAAUCACUGCCCAGUUGACAGUAAUAUGGAUGUUUUUCUAAAUAUCUGGGCUUGUUGUUCACUCAUAAAAGACACUCUAGUUUUAUUAUAUCCAUAUGGAAAACAGAGAGAUUAUUAAAUGAUACGAUCAGAUCCCAGUACCAAUGAAAAUGUACCUGAAAAAUCAAAUAUACCCUAGAUUAUGUAGAUAUAUGAGUCAGUGUCAAUGAAAUCUACAACCCUAAUUCCAAAAUAAUUAGGAAAAUGUAAAUAAAAACUGAACACAAUGAUUAUGUAAAUUUUAUAAAAAAAUAAAUUAUUUUAUUUGCAUUAGGACAUAGAAAAUGUAUCAAAUGUUUCAUAGAAAAUCUGCCAUAUUAAGAAAAAAAAGGUAAUAUUGACCCUGUCGACAGUAAAGGGGAUGAUGGCAACAAAAAACUGGAAAAGUGAUUGGCACUAAAAAGAAACAGCUAGUGGAAUAUUUUACAACAAAAAAAAAGGAAAUUAGGAGGUCGGUAAUAUGAUCGGGUAUAAAAAGAGCAUCUUAGAGAGGCAGAGUCUGUCAGUGUUUACAUACAGUAGGUAAUAUUAUCAACAGAUUACACCACCAGUUUGAUUCCAGCUGAAAACUGUCUGUUCUGAAUGAGGUGUUUUUAUUCUGAUAUUCCAGUUAUUAGUGGAAUAUCAGGGUCCAUGUAAAUACAAUCAGGAAGCACAGUGAAAUCAAUUAAAAGGAAGCAGAGACUGUAAACGUAAAAAAAAAAAAAGUACAGUAAAAGACCAUCAUACAUGUUAUAAAUUUUAAGUCUGAGAUUACUUUUUUGUUUCAGUGAGUUUUAUUCUUUCUGAAAUUCUCAUUUUUAUUUCAUAUUUAAUUACUUUUGUUUGAUUAUAUUGACACAAAUCUGAUUCCAUAAUGUAGAAUAUCAUCAAGGAUUCACGAGCCUCUAAAUGUGCUGCAGAAUUCUAUAAAUUUUCAUCUAGAUCUGCAUAAAAAUACACUGUGAUUGAGAAUUAAGGAGAAAUACCAGGUUUUGUUGUAUGUACUUUGCUGCAUGAGGAAAUGGGGGUUGGUCAAAUUCAUCGUGUUAUCUUAAAAUAUUUUAUGGUAAUUCAGUUACAUGUACUGAAAAAAUGAAUCCAUAGAUUCCUGGAUAUAGAUCUUCACCAAAAAUGUAUUAUUUUAGCACAAGUUUACACGUUUUUCCACUUUUCAUCCAACACUGCCACAGUAACAAAAAACAAAGUUACAUUUAAUAACCAGCAUAUGAAUGCAGAGUUAUACUGACAGGUCCAACAACAAAAUAAAAGAUGGAAAUCCAGAUUUGUAUUAAUACUUCUCUUGUUUACAGGGAAACUACACCAAAUUAAUUUAUUCAAUUCCAAAGAUAUCUCGUUGACAACCAUCAUUACUAAUUGUAAUUAAUGAUGGUGCCAUUUUUAAUUCAGGAGAGUUGUUAAAAAAUAAUGUAUAUCACAGCUGGCUGGAAAUAAUAUUUUUCAAACUGUGGACACAAACAUUCAGCGUGAAUCUCUGCCAAUGUAUUCACAUUCAGAAGUCCUUUACGGUAUUUGUACUUUUAGUUCGUACUCGAUCAUCUGGGACGCACCAAAAAGUUUAGGUUUUACUGUUUUUGGAAAACUCUGUGUGUCUUAUCACAGCCAUUUUUUAGAGCACACGAAGGUUUAGCAAAGUGGAGAUAAAGUAUUUGAAGAUAUAAUGUGUGUCUGUCUUGUCUUGAUACAAAUCUUUGUCUCAUUCCAGACUUUCAGUUCUCACUUGGUUUUGUAAAGAGUUCUGUGGUUUUCUAAACUCUCCACGAGGCCUUCAUGGACCCUCUGUACAUUGUUUAUAGAUGCUCUGUGAUUGUGGAGCUGCUGACUCUGUUCUCAGUGCUGCUGGUGUCUUCUUUUAUCCUAAGAUGCUUUCUAAAAGACUGAUUAUAUUAUCCCAUAUCUCUCUCUAUAGUUUCUUAUUGGUUAUUGUGUCUGUGGUGCUUUUGUGCUGUGAUAAGCCUAUAUGAUGCCAACAAUGCUUUUAUCUUUUCUAUUUUUAUUAUAAUAAAAAAGCUUUUUCAUGCAGUCU
Sphaeramia orbicularis (orbiculate cardinalfish) is the source of this 5805-nucleotide messenger RNA. Its product is annotated as monocyte to macrophage differentiation factor 2-like. Bases 216 to 923 code for a protein of 235 amino acids. Gene Ontology annotation, molecular function: pore-forming activity. The record is from RefSeq and is a predicted model, not a curated record. The transcript has 7 exons. NCBI's taxonomy places the organism in Eukaryota, Metazoa, Chordata, Actinopteri, Kurtiformes, Apogonidae. Gene Ontology annotation, cellular component: membrane.